ACUAGUCCCACCUGACCAAGACCUGACCCCGCGCCGCGCCGCCACAGAGCAGAGCAGGAGCAGCAAAGCCCCACCACCCGCGCCCGCUGCAGCGGCGACGUCGCCGCCAAGCAAAAGCAACCCGGAGGCGCGCGAGCCCCACGCCGCUCGCCCUCCUCCUCGUCGAUUCUCUCUCUUCUCGGCUGCAUAUCCCCAACAGCACAGCACAGCACAGCACAGGCAUCCAACCAACCAAUAGCCCCCGCGCGCGCGGAAGCGACUUCGUCUCGCGCCGCAUGGACCGCAUCGUCGGCGGCAAGUUCAGGCUCGGACGGAAGAUCGGCUGCGGCUCCUUCGGCGAGAUCUACCUCGCCACGCACAUCGACACCUACGAGAUCGUCGCCGUCAAGAUUGAGAGCAGCAAGACGAAGCACCCCCAGUUGUUUUACGAGGCAAAGCUCUACAGCACUCUCCAAGGAGGAAGUGGCAUUGCAAAUGUUAAGUGGUGUGGUGUAGAUGGGGAAGAAAAUGUUCUCGUCAUUGACCUGCUGGGACCAAGUUUGGAGGACCUGUUUGUCUAUUGCGGCAGGAAAUUCACACUCAAGACUGUCCUAAUGCUGGCUGAUCAGAUGAUUACAAGAAUUGAGUUUAUGCAUUCCAAAGGGUACUUACACAGAGACAUAAAACCUGACAACUUUCUGAUGGGUCUUGGUCGGAAAGCAAAUCAGGUAUACAUAAUUGAUUUUGGGCUUGCCAAAAGAUACCGUGAUUCUACGACGAACCGUCAUAUUCCUUACAGAGAAAAUAAGAACUUGACUGGCACAGCACGCUAUGCAAGUUGCAACACCCACCUUGGAAUUGAACAAAGCCGCAGGGAUGAUUUGGAAUCUCUUGGCUAUGUCCUUUUGUAUUUUCUCCGAGGAAGCCUUCCUUGGCAGGGACUAAAAGCUGCAACAAAGACACAGAAGUAUGACAAGAUUUGUGAGAAAAAGAUAUCAACUCCUAUCGAGGUCUUGUGCAAAUCCUGUCCGGUCGAAUUUGCAUCUUACUUCCAUUACUGCCAUUCAUUGACAUUUGAUCAGCGACCGGACUAUGCAUUUGUGAAGCGACUUUUUCGUGACUUGUUUACCCGCCAAGCAGGUUAUGAAUUUGAUUAUGUCUUUGACUGGACAGUUUUGAAAUACAAACAAGGCCAAAAACAAAAGCGAAGUCCUGGGGCGCCAGCUCGACCAAUUCAAGAUGUACAGAAACAAGCUGGUGUAAAUGGUGUUUUUCGUAGUGAAGCCCGGGAGCAUGUAGAGACAAGCCAUCCAACAUGGCAAGCUGCAGAGUCUCAAGGCAAACAGGCAACCGAUAAAGAUCGGAAUUCCAGCAUGCAGCAUACUGUGAACCUUAGACAAGAUGUGGAUGAUGGAAAAGUGCAGCUGAUGUCAGUCCCACUUCCUAGUUCCCUGUGGAAAAAUGAUGGUGAUUCAAGACAAAAAGGACAAUUUGAUGCCGUUUACCACAAUCAGGGUUUUGUAAACAUAACUAGCUCAUCUAACAGCUGGCUUCCUACAUCCCAGCACAAUGCCCCUGCAAAGUGACAGUUAAAUCUAUCAUAUCUGGUGGAGCAAAGAGGAAAUGCAAAGAGUUAGAGGAGGCCCCUGUUCCUUCGAGGUGGUUCAGAGUCAAGUAUCACACAGUCAAUGUAGACUUGAUGUUUAAUGUGUGUUAGUGAGGUGACCACUGAUGCAUGCCUGCUAAUUAUGGAAGGUACUGCAGAGGCUCAACUGAACAGAGGAUAGUAUGCCGUUCUUAAGUUGAAUCUGUCUACAUUGGGGCCUCCGCAUCUUUAGCAGAAUGAUGCUUUCACGCCGUGGGAAUCAGCUAUAUAUCUUCUGAUGUGUGAUGUCAUCAGUUUGAUGUGGAAUCGUUCAAGUGGCCAAAUUUUUUCAAAAAAAAAAGGUAUGAAGGGAGGUGUGCUGCAGUUUCUUAUCAGUCUUGCUCUGGCAGUGUUUCUGACACUGCCCUUCUAGUGAAGGCUUUGGAUAACAUGACUUUUGUUAAAACGUCUAGUUUGAUGGAAUAUAUUUUUAUCAGAACCAAUAACUGAUGUUUGAUCUUUGGAGGGACUUCCUGUCAUUUUGUUUGUCCUUCUCUUUCGAGGUCAAAGCUUUGGUGAUCCUUUCCUACUCCAUGGUCCAACAAACUCCACAUUUGCACCAAGUUUGCUUGCAGAAAACUUGACUGUUGAUAAUGAAUUUUCUGGUUCUACAGGUUUCCAUGUCACCGUUGUACUGGCCAAGUCCAGCCAUGAGAGUUGUCAUGACAAUGUUACGUGCCUGGUUGUCUUGGUUGUAGUUUUGUAUCAUCUAUCCCGACAACCAAAGUAUGGAGUAAAGUUCCCUCUAGUGCUAUGUAACAUAUUCCAUGUCCAGUAGUUUUAUUGUUAUGAUGUGUGUUCCAUAUAAUUUUCAGUGUAUAUUUGUGAUUGGUAGUGAUUGCAAAGUUGAAAACGAACUCAUGCAUUGUAAGCAAGAUAAAUUUAAGAACACACAUCUGGGGACUUCAGUUCCAUUGUAAUUUAUCAAGUGCUUUUCUUGAAUGCCUUGCAGCCAGUGCUAUGUGCUGCAUCAAAGGAUGUUGAAUUGUCGAUUGCUUA
Messenger RNA from Panicum virgatum (switchgrass), 2623 nucleotides. RefSeq names its product casein kinase 1-like protein 3. Gene Ontology annotation, molecular function: ATP binding; protein serine/threonine kinase activity. The coding region runs from base 276 to 1565 and encodes 429 amino acids. The record is from RefSeq and is a predicted model, not a curated record. The transcript has 17 exons. Gene Ontology annotation, cellular component: nucleus; cytoplasm. Lineage: Eukaryota; Viridiplantae; Streptophyta; Magnoliopsida; Poales; Poaceae. Gene Ontology annotation, biological process: signal transduction; peptidyl-serine phosphorylation; endocytosis.